AUCGACGCAAAAACCUUGAAUUUUUCACGAUUUCACUAUAUUAUACAGAAAAAAUAUAAUUCUAUUUAUAUAUAAACGAGCUUUGUUAAAAAAAAUCGCCGUGGAGCCUAAUACGAGUGUAGAGAUGUGCACGGGGGAGUGGAGAGGGAUGGGGGUAGCCCGUUCCCCAUCACAUGAAUCUGUGACAACAGAUUUGUCUCUAUUUAGUGUUUCAUCUGCUGCUUCUGAUGCUAGAGUACUGCGAUUGCUCGCCUGUAAGGCUGGCCAAGGACCGGAGCCAUCACUUCGUGUCGCUAGUCCCAAUCCAGAAGGAAAGGCAUUAAGCCUCCGUCGCGGUUCACCGGCAGUACCGCUUCAGAGUGACGCGUGUCGUGACCUACUGGCAGGUUGCGCGUCCCUCUGUGCCCAAUUGGGGCUUCGCAGGUCAUUCAGUGCUGGUGAUGUGUCUGCUCCGGGUGUUCCACCGCCUGUCAGAUCCGCGACUUCAGAAGUUGGUUUAUGCGCUGCCCUGGAAGCAUUAACUUUGAAUGCAGCAUCACGUUCUUGCAGCACUUGGGUGGCUGUAGGUGGUUCUCAGCUACCAUCACCACAAAGGUCGCAGCCGGUCCCACUCCCCCAAAGGACGCUUCCCACAGACAAUAAAAAGGUCCGCCAAAGCUACAUCAAACGACGUUUGAUCACGACCUACAGAGCAUUGGAGAGAAUGUCUCAAUCUGAAUUUAAUUUGGACAAGUUAGAGGCAGCCGCGGCAAGUGCGGUAUCAGCUGUGAAUCCGGGCCCUAUCACCAUCACAGUGCCAACUAAAAACACAAGUUUCGUUCAUGAAGAAGCGGCACAUUUAGCUUUGACAACAGCUGACCUCGAGCGGGAAAGAGGAAGGGCUCUGUCAAAGUAUGAGCGUAAUAUGAUGAUAUUCAACUGGCUUCAUACAUUGGACGAGGCAUCGCCAUUUUAAGGUGUGUUGUCAUAUCUUAAUGGUUGUCAAAGUCAAACAUGAUCUCAAGUCUACACAUUUAAGUUAUUUCAGAAUGUCAAAAUGUUGUAAAUUAUGAUCUUAAUGCUUUUAUAAGUUGACUAAUUUGCGUGAUUUUAAUAAUAUGUAAAUUUAUUGUCUCUAUAUAUACAUGGUUGUCAAAAAAAAUAAUGAAUGCUAAUAGCUGUCAAAACUAUUAAAAAAUAUGAACGUAUAUUGUAUCUUACUAUUAUUAUACGAUGAAAUAGUUGUCAAAACAACACGUGACCGUUCUCAGUAAACAUUUUGUUAAAAAGUCAUGGUUGUCAGAUGUGAUCUCGUAUUUCAGUAUUUUUUUACGUUACUAUAAUGUAAUUGUUGUUUAAUUUGUGAUUAUCUUUAUGUAUACAAUCAAAAUGCCAAUGUGAAGUUCAUACAUGCACAGGAUUGAAAUAUGUCGAAAUGUAAUAAAAAGCUGUCUGAAAUGUCGAAACAAUGUGUAAAAAUCUCCGAAACACUGUAUUACUUCAUAUUACCAGACUAACUAUUGACAAACACGUUUGGGGCAAGUAUUCAAUAUAAUACGUAAGUUAAAUGUGAAGUUAUGUCAUAAAUACAUAAUACAUAUAACAUAGAUAGGGAGAUACACGCACACUAUAUGUGUGUAUGAUAUUCGGUAACUAUCAGGUAACCGGCCUAUGCGGCUCAAGUUUUAGAUCCAGCUGGAUACCGGAUGUCAAAUAAAUAACCACAUAAGAUUGAAGGCACUCUUUUUUCCAUAUAAUUUUUGAUGACAGAGCAAAGAAAUAAUACUCAAACUGUACUAUCGGAAAUUAUGAUGAGUCAAUUGUCACUUUGACAACCUUCUUAAUGGAGUAUGUUCAUAAUGACUUGAAUGAAUAAAUCAAUAAAUACGACGUGAUUAUAAAAAAAGUGUGUGUGUGUCAGCUACGAUGCACGAUUGGAGUUUACUCCUUACGAACGAUAAAAUGGCGAUAAU
This is a messenger RNA of Pieris napi, 1952 nucleotides long. RefSeq lists its product as uncharacterized. NCBI's taxonomy places the organism in Eukaryota, Metazoa, Arthropoda, Insecta, Lepidoptera, Pieridae. The transcript has 9 exons. The record is from RefSeq and is a predicted model, not a curated record. Bases 125 to 955 code for a protein of 276 amino acids.